Messenger RNA from Pieris macdunnoughi, 1236 nucleotides. The record is from the annotation of a GenBank genome assembly. NCBI's taxonomy places the organism in Eukaryota, Metazoa, Arthropoda, Insecta, Lepidoptera, Pieridae.
AUGAUGAUCCGAGAUGGGUUGGAGCUUGGUGGCUGUAUGGUGUUCAUAGCAGGAUUCGUUGUGAUCCUCUCCUCUCUGAUGUUCUGUUUCCCGAAGCAAAUACGACAGAGUCCUCUACCACCGCCUCCCAAGAAGAUUAAAGAGAAGAAUGAGCCGUUGUUUAAAGAUUUCUUUGCGACGAUCAAACGUCAGUUGACAAAUGACAUCCUGAUGUGGAGGACAGCCAGUUCGGUUCUCCAUCUGAUGCCCAUAAGUGGAGUCUACUCAUUCCUGCCCAAAUACCUGGAGAAGCAGUUCAGACUGCCCACGCACGAUGCCAACCUUGUUUCGGGUCUUGGCGGAAUUUUGGUGAUGGGUUUAGGUAUUAUCACCUCCGGAGUGGUUAUACUAAAGCUGGUCCCGAGUGCGAGACAAGUUGCCGCCUGGACAGCUGCAACUGCUGCCAUCUAUAGCGCUGGUAUGAUACUGCUUAUGUUUGUGAGUUGUCCCGAAGAAUCCUUUAGAGUGUUGAGUACGACAAACAACAACCUCACUUGUAGUGUUGGCUGUCAUUGCGAGAAUUCCUCAUAUAGUCCUGUUUGUGGGCAGGACUCAUACACAUACAUGUCUCCGUGUCAAGCUGGUUGUCAAAGCAGCAAACAACUAGACAACAACACUUGGUACUACAGUGACUGCGAAUGUGUUAAUAACAACACUAUCGGCGAUAAGGCUUACAAAAUAUUGGAACGAUACGAUGCAGUAAACGUGACGUAUGAGGACAUAUCGAACGGCGGAUUUGCCGUGAGCGGCGAAUGUGGCGGUUCCUGCAAUCAGAUCUAUUUAUUCAUAGCGAUAUUUGCAGCCAUUAUGUUCGUACACGCCAGUGGUGAAGUCGGGGCUGUGUUAUUAAUUAUACGCUGUACGGAUAAACAUGAUAAGGCCAUGGCGAUGGGGGUGAUACAGUUUGCAAUUGGAGUGUUUGGGAAUGUCCCAUGCCCCAUAGUGUUUGGGGCGGCAGUGGACGCGGCCUGUCGAUUGCGGGACGUCGCCUGCGGCGUACUUGGCGGCUGCGUGUCGUAUGACAGUGACAGCUUGAGGCAUUUCUUCCUGGGUCUGUCAUCUGGUCUGAUGUUCCUAGCGUUUAUAAUGGAUAUGCUAGUAUGGAGCCGGGCGGGACGAAUCGACAUGAACCCUGGAGAAAGACAAGAUACACCUCAAGACGCGCCACUCGCGCCUAACCCUGACACACAACUCUGA